This is a messenger RNA of Mesorhabditis spiculigera, 1569 nucleotides long. The record is from the annotation of a GenBank genome assembly. Lineage: Eukaryota; Metazoa; Nematoda; Chromadorea; Rhabditida; Rhabditidae.
AUGUUCCUAGGUGAAAAAGAGCAGGAGAUGGGCGACACGGAACGGGAUAACGCCACUUUCACCCAGGUAUUCACACGAUUGGCCGGAAGUGCUGAGGCAACAGUGGAUAGGGACGGCCUAUUCGACGCGCUGUGCUGCGCGGGCAAGACGCCGACCCAAUGGGACGAGCUGUGCCCACGGCGUGACUCAGCUGUGUUCAACCUCGAAGACGCGCUCCUUUUCUACCAACAUUGCCCACAGCCCGACCCCCCUCUGAUUGAAGUCGCCCACAUCCCGAUACCCACAGCCAUCGUCACGCAAAAGGUGCAUACGGCGUUUGGCAUCAGCGAUCAGCGCCAAGAGGAGCUGCUGGAUCUACUCUACGCCUACGACCGCGAUGGGCUAUUCGAUCUGGCCAAGGUAUAUGACUUCAUCAAAUUCUGCGACGACAUGGCGGCGACAAAAGACGACGUCCUGAAGAAGCUGCUCAGCAAAAAAGUCGAAUCCCCGGCCGGCAACAAAUCGACGCCGCCAAGCACGCAAUUGGUUUCGUCGGUGGUUCGGCGGGGUUUCGUCAUCAUCUCACGAGACAUCCGCUUUACGGCCUUCCGCUUUCUGCUUGCGCAACCGCAAAAACUCGUCGUGACACUGGGCAUAAUCAGAAAUAAUGAUAUGGACGACAAGAUUUUCCUCGACGACAUCUUCUGCGUCGUUUCCGAUGCGAACACGGAAACGCCGGUGGCUAUCAGUCUUCACAAGGAUCAACAAAAGAAUUACACCACCGGUGAAUUGGAGCUCCCAGCCGGCGAAUAUUCCAUCGUCGUGAUGUGCGGCGGUGUCACCCUGGAGCGCGUUAAGCCAUCCGGCGAAGGCGGCGAGCAGCUGAUCGGAGAAAACAAAAAGCUCACCAAGCGAUUCAAGAUGACACUAAUGAACAUGUUCGAGAUGUUCGACUGGGAUAUGGAUGGGCUGCUGAACCGGAAGGAAUUUGACGCCUUCACCGCGGCCAGUGGCGACGACCCAAUGAGCGAUGAAGAUUGGCAAGUCCUUAGUGAGCAUUUCUCAAUACGCGAUGGCUGCGUCCCAAUGAGCACUUUCCUGCAGAUGCACCAAAUCGAGGCCGACAGUUGUGAAGAUGGCACCGGCGAUUUUGCCGACAUGUGGACAUCCCUGCAUCUAGUUGGCUACGAUGAUCAUUUUCAACUGAGAAAGGCAUGUCCUAUUCGCCUGGAGAUCACUUCACAAACACCGGUGACCCUCGACGAAGACUUUCGGAUUUGCUCAAAGUGGGAAGAACGAGGAUACGUAACCGAGUAUUUCUAUCGACAUGGUGUUGAUCAAAACGCACCACUACCCACGAAACUUUUCAUGGGAGAAUACUUCGGCGUGCUCGUCACCAAUACAGAGGGAGCCCAAGCAUCAGACGUGUAUGCACUAAAGAUCAAGGGGACCGACGGGGUGGAGAUGCGGCUGGCAGUCGACCCACAAUGCUUCAAGCCCACUGAAUAUCACGGUCAAUUUGUUAGCCUCGCCUUCUUUUCGUCCAGCGCGCCUAAUUGGGAUGUCGAGCUUGCCAUGAUCAAGAUGCCA